AUGGCGUUUCCUAUUACCUGGUCAUAUAGGGAGACAACCAAUAUGCCCAUAUUCACACUGUUCCUAGGAUUUCAAAAAGUAUAUGUCGUCAACUCGCCGGCACUCAUUUCCCAGAUAAAUCACCAUCAAAAGGUCAUCGACAGCAAUCCUCCCUUUCUGAUCAUUGUCAUGGGGAAACUCUUUGAUUUCCACAAAGACGAUCUGGCCGAGCUGAUGAGGAACCCCAAUGAGACCGGGUCGCUUCGACGGGAAACGAGGACAGUUGAGCACAGUCUGCUCGAGCGUGGGGCAGCGCCUCUCCAUGAGAUCUUUACGGCAAUGAUUCAGGAAGUGGCUCUUAGGCUAAACAGUCUGGCAAGCAAAGGCCCCGCCACAAUAAAACUUAAGUGUUGGCUUCGAGAGACGAUUACCACGUGUACCGCCCAAGCUACCUUUGGGCCCCAUAACCCCUUUGCACAAAAUCAGAGCCUUCUCAACGACUUUUGGCAUUUUGAGAGUGGGAUCAAAGGGCUCACAAUGGGCAUAUUCCCAACAUUGACAGCGUCAGGGCCAGCAAGAGCCCGGCAUCGGCUGGUGCAAGCCUUUCAUCGCUUUGUCCAAGGCAGCUUUAUUAAGAGAGAAGAGACCUGCGAGCUCGUCCGACAGAUCGGUGAGGUAGCACAUCGGCACAACCGGGGCACUGACUACCUCGCUCGAUACUACUUUGGUGUUUUCAGUGCCUUCCUCCUGAACACUGUCCCAGUCACUUUCUGGACUAUCUCACACAUCAUCAAGAAUCCAGAUUUACUAGCUCGUAUUCGUACAGAGCUGGAGGAUGUCGUUCAGGAGUUUGUAGAUGCUGAUGGCAUCAGAACGAGGGUCCUGCAUAUUUCCACGAUUAGGGAGCGAUGUCCGCUUCUUCUAUCGACUUUCCAUGAAAUCUUACGCUAUGUGGGUGCUUCAACUAGUACACUGGUCGUACAUGAAGACGUAUGGCUGGAUGACACAUAUUUGCUCACCAAAGGCUCCCUUGUGCAAAUUCCCGCGACAGCAAUCCACUCCGAUCCCAAUAUAUGGGGACCCGAUGCGGCGAAUUUCGAUCCUGAAAGGUUGCAUGCCGCGCCAAAUAAAGUACAUCCAUCUGCCAACCGGACUUUUGGAGGUGGCAAUACCCUCUGCCCCGGCAGACACCUGGCUUCGGACGAAGUUCUUGAAAUCACUGCGAUGUUUUUGUCUACGUUUGAUAUGGGCUUUGAGGCGAAGCCAAGUUGGCCGCGACGGGACGAAACGAAUAUGUUGUCGGUCAUUAAGCCAAGGGAUGACUUAUCGCUCAAUUUGACGCGUUACCCUCAUAUGGAAAAGGUCCUUUGGGGGUUUGAGACAUCCUGA
Messenger RNA from Aspergillus fischeri NRRL 181, 1368 nucleotides. RefSeq names its product cytochrome P450. Gene Ontology annotation, molecular function: oxidoreductase activity, acting on paired donors, with incorporation or reduction of molecular oxygen; heme binding; monooxygenase activity. The record is from RefSeq and is a predicted model, not a curated record. The transcript has 3 exons. The coding region runs from base 1 to 1368 and encodes 455 amino acids. Lineage: Eukaryota; Fungi; Ascomycota; Eurotiomycetes; Eurotiales; Aspergillaceae.